This is a messenger RNA of Linum tenue, 3308 nucleotides long. The record is from the annotation of a GenBank genome assembly. NCBI's taxonomy places the organism in Eukaryota, Viridiplantae, Streptophyta, Magnoliopsida, Malpighiales, Linaceae.
AUGCCAGAGGUCACCACAUCCUGGUUACUGACAGCAGCCAUACACGAAGAAGAGCCUCGCACUCCGCAGUCGCCGUUCACCGUCGCGGAUAUUCUGCCUCUCCCCUGUUGCAUCGAGCCAUCGACUCUCCGCCUCUCCCUUGCUGCCCUCCCCUUCAAUUUCUCGACGCAUACACCCACCCAGGAGAACUUCUUGUGCUUCUCCCUCGUCGUUGGCGUCUUGUCCUCCGUCGCGCUGGCUGAUUCUCCUUCGCCUUCCUCAUUUUCAGCUGGGUUUUUCCGGGUAACCUUCGUAGCUUUGUACAGGAUUUUUCUUUCUAGAAUGAGUCCUACUCUGCUCGCAAAGAAUGUGGCUUUGGUCAUAAAGUACCAAAAGGAUCCUCUGAAAGCUCUUGAAACUUUCAAUUCUGUGAAGAUAGAAGAUGGGUUUAAGCACACAUUGUCUACCUAUAGGUGCAUGAUUGAGAAGCUAGGUAUCCAUGGUGAAUUCCAGGCAAUGGAGCAAGUGUUCAUGGAGACUAGGAUGAAUGUCGAUAAUAACUUGCUGGAAGGGGUGUAUGUAGGAGCCAUGAGGAACUAUGGGAAGAAAGGGAGAGUUCAGGAAGCAGUUGAUGUGUUUGAGAGGAUGGAUUUCUACAACUGUGAGCCUUCGGUGUUAUCGUAUAACUCCAUCAUGAAUAUAUUGGUUGACUAUGGGCAUCACGAUCAAGUACAUAAAGUCUACUUGAGGAUGAGAGAUAAAGGAAUCUCUCCUGAUGUUUACACUUUUACGAUUAGGAUAAAGUCCUUCUGCAAGACGGGAAGGCCUCAUGCUGCUCUAAGGCUUCUGAACAACAUGUCUUCUCAAGGGUGUGAAGUCAAUGAUGUUGCUUAUUGUACUGUUGUUGGUGGGUUUUAUGAUGGGCAUUAUCUACUUGAUGCAUAUGAAUUGUUCAACCAGAUGCUUGAAUUGGGUAUUUUUCCAGCCAUUGCUACUUUUAAUAAGCUCAUGCAUGUUCUUUGCAAGAAAGGGCAAGUCAAAGAAAGUGAAAAGCUGUUGAGCAAGGUGCUUAAGAAGGGUUUCUGUCCCAACUUGUAUACAGUUAACAUCUUCAUCCAAGGGCUCUGUAGAGAAGGUGCAGUAAAUAGGGCUGUCAGUAUGUUGGAGAGCAUGAACAAGGAAGGUCUAAUUCCCGAUGUUGUCACAUAUAACACUCUAAUUUGUGGUUUGUGUAAAGGAAAUAAAGUUGCACAAGCAGAGAGCUAUCUGCAUAAAAUGGUGAAUGAAGGGUUAGAGCCUGAUGCCUUCACCUACAACUCAAUAAUUCAUGGUUAUUGCAAGAUGGGGAUGAUGCCAAAUGCUGACAAAAUUCUUGGUGAUGCAAUCUUUAAAGGGUUUGUGCCUGAUGAGUUUACUUAUUGCGCCUUGAUCACCGGUUUAUGCCAGGAUAAUCUUGUGGAUCGUGCUGUAUCGGUUUUCAACGAGGCACAGGGGAAGGGCUUAAAGCCUAAGGUUAUUCUGUACAAUACACUAAUUAAAGGGUUGUCCAAGCAAGGACUUCUUCUCCAAGCCUUGGAGUUGAUGGGCGAGAUGUUGGGAAAAGGUUGCAUCCCAGAUACAUGGACUUACAAUCUGCUCAUAGAUGGAUUAUGUAAGAUGGGAUGUGUCUCUGAUGCCACUAACCUUCUGAAUGAUGCUAUUGCAAAUGGGUAUAUGCCAGAUAUUUUUAUAUUCAACACAUUACUUGAUGGAUACUGCAAGCAGCUGAAAAUGGAGAAUGCUCUUGAGCUUCUGAAUAGCAUGUUGAGUCAUGGUGUCUUGCCAGAUGUGAUCACGUACAACACUCUUUUGAAUGGUCUAUGCAAGGUUGCAAAGUCUGAAGAUGUUAUGGAAACAUUCAAGAUGAUGUUGGAGAAAGGAUGUGUUCCUAAUCUGAUCACUUACAGUAUACUCGUAGAGAGCCUGUGCAAAGCUAGGAAAGUAAAUGAGGCUCUGGACUUUCUAGAAGAAAUAGGGAAGAAAGGUCUAGUUCUAGAUACUGUCAGUUUCAGCACUGUCAUUAAUGGAUUAUGCAAUAUAAAGGAUUUGGAUAGAGCAUACGAUCUCUUCAAAAGAAUGAAGCAAGAAUACAACAUUUUGUGGAGAACGUCGACAUUCAAUAUCAUGAUAAAUGGGUUUUCCGAAAAGUUGAAUAUCGAAAUGGCAGAAAAUCUUUUUCAUCAGAUGGGCAAUGAAGAAUGCUGCAGUCCAGAUGAUUACACAUACCGUGUCUUGAUUGAUGGUUUCUGCAAAGUGUGGAGGAUUGACUCUGCAUACAAGUUUCUUAUGGAAAUGAUUGACAAAGGUUUUGUUCCAUCAUUAACGACCUUUGGAAGAGUGAUCAACUGUCUGUGUGUCCAAGAUAAAGUCCCCGAGUCAGUUAGGAUAGUCCAUAUGAUGGUGAGAAAUGGCAUUGUUCCGGAGGUUGUGGAUACAAUUUUUGAGGCUGAUAAAAGGGCAGUUGCAGCACCCAAGAUUGUCGUUGAAGAUUUGUUGAAGAAAGGUUGUAUAACUUACUAUGCCUAUGAACUUCUGUAUGAUGGUGUCAGGGACAAACGGUUACAAAAGAAGAAACAUUCCAGUCACCCUGUACAUCGGCCUGGAAAGGUCUCUCAUCAUGUUGAUAAUAAGAAAUGGGGGACCAAUGAUGUCAGAAAAUGACCUUGGAUUGUUGAGAUACCAGGCCAUCUUAAGCUGCCUGUUGGUGACUUGGUGGCUAUGGCCGGUUUGGUAGUGGUGGUGGUGGUUCGAGUAGCUACGGUUCUGGAGGACGUGGUGGAGGCUAUGGUGGUCGACAAGGAGGCAGCAGCGGUGGUGGACGGUUCCAAUCUCAGCCAGGCGGCUAUGGUGGUUCGAGUCAAGGUCGUAGCAGCGGUGGCUCGUUCAGUGACUUUGGCAAGUCGGACCGAGGUGGUGGCUCGUUCAGCGACUUCAGCUCAGGCCGUUCCAGUGGGUUCGGAGACUCUGGCUCGAAGCGUUCCAGCUCGUUUGGAGGCGGGGGUCGAUUUGGGGGAUUCGGAGACAGCGGGGAUGACAAGGGCUUUGGAGGAGGAAGACGGUAGGCGGAUUUAAUCAUUCAUGGAAGCCGGCGGGGGGCAGCAGAGGUUUCUUUCAUGUGGCUUUUUCGUUCUUCAAUAUCUAUAUUUAGCUUGACUCACUCACUCUGUGUAAUGUAACCAUAACUAUUUUUGGGUCUCUGAUGAAAGAAUAGAUUAAGGGAGUUUUAUGAAUUAAUGUUGCAAUUAAAGCGCUCACAUUUUAUUUGGCAUAAGAUUUGUCCUUUUCCUGGC